Molecule: messenger RNA, 1535 nt
Organism: Seminavis robusta
Lineage: Eukaryota; Bacillariophyta; Bacillariophyceae; Naviculales; Naviculaceae
Source: the annotation of a GenBank genome assembly
UAAAUAAAUGGUUGAUUUGGAGUAAUUGGUCCCGCCCUUUUUACCUUUUUUGAUCACCCCCUGUAUCAAGUCAACGGUAUCACGAGUACCGUAUGACGUCAGUCGGAGGCAAAAACAUCGCCGUGUUGUCAGCCGCCAAGGCACAAAAAAUAAGCAUUGGCACAAAAUUAUUGCAUAAAAAAAACAAAUCCAUUGAACAACCAAAAGUGUUGAAGGGCAACUAGCAAGAGCAACCAUGGUGAAAGCACGCACAGCCCUCGAUGAAUUGGGAACGGAUGGAUCUUUCAAACGCAAGGAAUCUGCUUGGAGAAACUGGGUCAGCACAGACGAAGGAGCCGAGUAUCCACCCGAAGCGGACCGCUACCACCUCUUUGUGGCGGCGGCUUGUCCAUGGGCCCACCGUACGUUGAUGGCCCGGCACUUGAAAGGGUUGGAAGAUAUCAUUUCCGUCACGGUCGUUCAUCCCACUUGGCGCAAAACCAAACCAGACGAUGAGGAAGACAAACAUUGCGGAUGGGUCUUUGCUGCCGAUGCCGACAGUAAGGAGACAUAUAAAAACACAGAGGGACUUGGAGGUCCUUUUACAGCAGCGCUCGAGGGAUGUGAGCCCAAUCCACUCUUCACAUGCUUUUCCAUUCGAGAUGUCUAUGAAAAAGCCAAGGAUACCGAGGGAAAAUACACCGUACCCAUCUUGUGGGACAAGAAAAAGGAAACCAUUGUCUCCAAUGAAAGUGCCGAAAUCAUUCAAAUGUUCAACUCGGCUUUCAAUGGCAAAGGAUUGGCCAAAAACCCGGACUUGGACUUGGCGCCCAAAGAGUUGCUGGAUGCCAUGAAAGAGGCUGACGAUUGGAUCUAUCCCAACAUCAACAAUGGGGUAUACCGUUGCGGGUUUGCUCAAUCCCAGGGGGCCUACGAUAAGGCCAUUGAGGAUUUGACGAAUAGCUUUGAUCGUCUGGAAGAAAUCCUCAAGAAACAACGGUUCAUUGCAGGAGAUCAAAUGACACUCUCGGACAUUCGCCUAUUUUCCACUCUGCUUCGUUUCGAUGAAGUAUACGUGGUCUACUUUAAAACCAAUACACGUACCGUGACGCAUACUCCCACCUUGCUCAAUUACUGCCGAGAAAUGUAUCAAAAAGUGGGGCCCACUGUGAACAUGGCACAGAUUAAGCAGCACUACUACACCUCGCAUCCCAACCUGAACAAGUACAGCAUUAUUCCCAAGGGAGCCGACUUUGUCAAGCUCUUGGAGGAGCCCCACGAUCGGGAAUCAUUGACCAGCAACAAGAAGCAAAAGGUCUAAACAAGACAACAACAACAACAGAAAGUAGUAACAACAGGUGGAUGGAAGGAAAAAUAAUUGGAAUCACGGGAAUACAGUACGAGAGGAGAGAACGGCAAUCAAUGAACAAUUCACAUGACAUGCAUUAAAUUCUAACGGUAGCAGAACAGAAACAGUUUGGAUACAUUCUAUUGGUUUACUACUCUGCAAUCAAUCUCAGUAUUUAUUAGAUUAGAGCAUUUGUCAGUUCAAAAUU